Molecule: messenger RNA, 7980 nt
Organism: Pungitius pungitius (ninespine stickleback)
Lineage: Eukaryota; Metazoa; Chordata; Actinopteri; Perciformes; Gasterosteidae
Gene: pde11al
Product: phosphodiesterase 11a, like
Exons: 20
Coding region: 3289-6030 (913 amino acids)
Biological process (GO): signal transduction; negative regulation of receptor guanylyl cyclase signaling pathway
Molecular function (GO): protein binding; 3',5'-cGMP-stimulated cyclic-nucleotide phosphodiesterase activity
Source: RefSeq, a predicted model, not a curated record
AGAACCAGAGGUUUUUAAGUCUUCCCUGUAUUGUUUUUUGGGGUUUCCAGGACAAAGGUUCUACUCUCUUCCCUUCAAAUAAAGGAUUUGAAGAAGCAUCAUUUUUGAAUAUAGUUCAAUUAAAGGCAGCAACAAACAUAAAGAUCUUCAACCCUCAUUUGUAGCAGCUGAGAAUCUCUGCAGACCUGCUGCUUGUCGGGAGUUUGUUCCAGAUUUGUUGAGCAGAAAAACUGAACGCUGCUCCUCCGUGUUUGGUUGUGAAACCGGGAACGAGUCCCACACGGCCUGAGAGGUUGAGAUUGUUCGUAAAGUCAGAAAUCUAUUUUGGCCCUAAACCAUUCACUGCUUUAAAAACCAACAGCAGGAUUUUAAAGUAAAGUUGGACAGAGAGCCAUUGUAAAGCCCUCAGAACGGCAGUGCCGUCCUCCACUUCCUUUGUCUUAUAGGACUCGGGCUGCAGCGCUUUGAAUCUACUGCAGUCGUCUGAUUGUUUUUUUUACAAAACCUGAGCGCCCCAGAAUUGAACCUUGGGGAACACCACAUGUAAUUUUAGUCCACUUAUGUGUAAUUAGCUGCAGACACAAAGUGCUCUUGGUACUUCAAACCAGUUUAUUGCUGUGCCACAAAGUCCAACAAAGACUUUUAUGUCGUGGCCAACCGUGUCCAAUGCAGCACUCAGAACCAGUAACACUAGAACCGUAGUUCUGAAACUGUCUUUGUUUAAAUAUUAGUUUAAAUUAUUUUACUAAAGAAUGGGAGUUUUGAUAUUGUACUAUACUUUCUCUGUCAUGGUUUGGUUCUGCUUCCUCUCUUAUGUUGUAGUUUUCAUGUCUCUCGUGUCCCUGGGUAGCUUCCCUUCCUGCCUUGUCCUGUGAUUGCCUGAUGGUUUCCCCCUGUGUCCAAUCACCUGCACCUUCCUAGUGUAUUUAAGCCCUGUGUGCCUGUUGUCCCUUGUCGCAUCAUUGUCUAUGUCAGCCGUCGUUGGUGCCCGUCCUCCUGUUUUGUUUAUGAAUAAAGAGCACCUUUGGAAGAUCCUGCAUUUGAGUCCUGCCUUCAGCCUGCACCAGCACCGCUCCCUGACAUUCUCCAUGUUGCAAAGUCUGAAUUAGCCUUUUUAAAGACUGGUUUAUUAACUUCAGUUUGCAUGGCCUGUGGGAAGACCCCUGGCGUAAGGCAUGUGUUUACAAUUUGUAAAAGAUCAGUUUUCAUGUAGUUUGAAAUAUUCUCGAAAAGGUGUGUUGGUAGCAGGAGGAGGACUUAGGAUAUAUAUCAUUCCAGAUUUCCAUGGUUGAUUAAAUGAAAAUGUGUCAUGAUAUAUACGUAUAUAUAUAUAAUUUAGAGAUGGCGACAGCACAUGCUGUGCUUCUUGUGGAGGUAACGUUUUUCUAAUUUUCAGAAUCUUGUCAUUAAAAAGGGAAAGGAUUGGAGCUCAACACACACUGACAGUGGAGGGUUCGUUACCCUGGCGACGUUAGCAAAUAAUGAGCGUGUGUUAUCACUAUUGGUUAUGAUGUCAGAGAAGAAGGACUGCCUUGUAUUUCUCAGUUUCAAAUUACAUUUGCAAAGUCUUUCUUUAUAGAUGUCACACUGAACGUAUAGCUGGUGUAUAGCAGUAUGUCACAUCUCCAUUAACUACGCGAGAGGCACACAAAGAAAUACCUUCUGAUGAUACAAAUGUAAAAACAUCCAAAACUUGAGAAGAAAAUAGUGUGUGCAUGUGGGAACCCAUUACUAACAGUGAGAAGGUGAUUAAAAACUGAAAAACGUAUUCAGGGCCUCAAAAGCCCACUUGAUCGACUCCCAUCCCUUAAAACAGAAACCUGGAGCAACUGUUUCUAAAUACAAGUUUUAAAUCAGUAAACAGUGAAGAUGUUCGGUGCAAUCAAUGCAGCUGCCUUUUUGUUGGACAUGACUGUGUUCAAAGCUGCAAGGUUUGCCUUGUCUUUUUGGCCCACACAAGACCCACAUUCUGCAUUCUGCUUUUUAAUUGGGAUUCCUAAGAGACUUUGUCCAAAGUCUCAGCAAAACACCCGAGUCGUAUCAAGCAGCCUAAGCUAAGUCCAGUAACCAAUUACCGGGCUCUGCCCCAGCGGAGCUGGUGUUCUCUGGAUGAAAUCCCUGCUUCUGAAUUUAAAAUAUGCCAUAGCCAGCAGUGAUUCCCCAAUGAUACUAACUGAUUGUGCACAUUCAAGUUUGUGCUUAAUCCCUACAGGGUUCUACACACCAAUUGAAGAUGAACUUACUCUGUAAUUUGUGUAUUUACAAAAACCUCUAAAACACAGAUAAAUGAAUGCACUUCUCUCUACAGGAAAAAAGAAAAUUGGCAUCGGCUAUUAGCUCCAAAUUAUCGGCUCAAUCCAUCGGUCAAAAAAGUCUGUUAGAGACCUGAAAUAAGCCAUGUGACCCUUGUGAUCCCUGAAACAACAUAGUAAACCCCCCGGCCCCCUCAAAACCACCUAGAAGCAGAGCCAGGUUAUCAAUUCGAUUUCGGUAAUUUGAUGUAGGAAUAUUUAUUAUGUAAUAAUAUGAAGUUAAAGAUUUACUAAUUCAAAAUUGACACAGCCUGUGCAGCAGGUCCUUAUACUGACCGUUGGUCUUCUGUCGUUCUCUCAGUGAUACACCACAAAUGCACGUAUAUGAAGGUUGAGGUUUGGUUAAAUCUGUGUGAAUCCUACCUAAGCGUCAGGGGCCAUUGGCCCAUUGUCUGCAGCCCAGUGGGUAAAAAAACAAAACACAUUUCACUACUGCAGUGUAGUGUGUGGCUGUUUCAGUGUGUGCAUGUGCAUAUUUCUCUCUAUUACUCCGAUAUAGCACUUUCCCAGUCAUUCUUUAAAUGCAGCCAAAAUUAAACUGAAAUCCGUGCUGGGUUUUGAUUGGAGGCCUGCAAAGGGUGUCUCUGGUGGUAAAGAAUAAAGAGAGCGAGUGAACAGCCUCCUCUGCAGUUUUUUUCCCUUCAAUUUCUAAGGAGAAUAUGUAAGCGCUGUGUUUUUCUACACCUCUCAAUAGUUUCCCCCACAGGCACUCAAUGUCGACUUGACUGACAGCUGUAACGACUCUCGAUCAUCAUCGAUCCGAUCACAAAAAAACAAACGAAUUAGUUUGACCCCCUUUGCUACCAGUCUUUCAGGGUGAAAGUGUCUCAUAAAGGGAAUAGAUGCAUUACUGUUUUGAAGACAUCACUUCUCUGAAAAGCUCUGCUGCAGUCGCAUCCCGCCGUCAUCCAGACAUCCCCAACUCCUGCUCUCCUUCAUUUCAGCGUCUCAGUCGGUCCGCACGGCACCUCUCACCAUGACAACAUUUGACUUCUCGGACGUUGAAGCCUUUUUGGAUCGCCAUCCGGACCUCUUCGAGGAGUAUCUCGUUCGAAAAGCGAAAUGCGACCAGGUUAGCAGAUGGUUGAAGGAGCACCAGCCGUUGAAAGUGUCCGCAGCCGACGAGAAGCGUGCCGCGGCCGCCAGGGACCCUCCGUGGGCGAGCAACCCGGACGGGCUCCGGCGCAGAUCGUCCCACAUGGAGCUGCGACGGAACUUCGCGCGGUCCAAAGCCAGCACCGCAAACCGGACCUACGACGAGCACGUGAGUCUCAGCGAGCACGGGUCCCAGUCCAGCAUGAGGCGCCGCGCGCUCCUGCGUAAAGCCAGCUCGCUGCCUCCGACCACCGCGCACAUCCUGAGCGCCUUGCUGGAGUCCCGGGUCAACGUGCCCCAGUACGCCUCCAGCGCCAUCGACUACAAAUACAGGCUCAAGGAAACCAACGAGAGGGAGUUUUUCUUGGAGUUGGUGAAGGACAUCUCCAACGAUUUGGACCUGACAAACCUCAGUUACAAGAUCCUGAUUAACGUGUGCAUCUUGGUGGAUGCAGACAGGUGUUCGCUUUUCCUCGUGGAGGGGCCCGCACACAAGAGGACACUUGUAUCCAAAUUCUUUGACGUUCACUCUGGCACCACUGUCAGGCCAUCGUCCAGCACCCUCAACUCCAAUGAAGUGCAGGUGCCCUGGGGGAAGGGUAUCAUUGGAUAUGUGGCAGAGCACGGGGAAACUGUAAACAUCCCAAACGCAUAUGAGGACCACCGCUUCAGUGAUGAGAUAGACAAGCUAACAGGCUACAAGACUCAGUCCAUCCUCUGUAUGGCCAUCUGUAACAGUGAUGGGGAAGUCAUAGGCGUUGUACAAGCAAUCAACAAAAAUCCCAUGGGCACUCCCUUUACUGAGGAUGAUGAGAAGGUUCUGCAGAUGUAUCUACCAUUCUGUGGAAUAUCGAUCUCCAAUGCCAAGUUGUUUUCGGAGUCUCGCAAGGAGUAUGAAAGGAGUAGGGCUCUGCUGGAGGUGGUCAAUGACCUGUUUGAGGAGCAGACCGACCUGGAGAAGAUUGUUAGGAAGAUCAUGCAGAGAGCGCUGACCCUGCUGCAGUGUGAACGCUGCUCUGUGCUCCUCCUUGACGACAUUGACUCACCUGUUGUGAAGUUCUCCAAGACGUUUGAACUCAUGUCUCCCCUGUGCAACAUGGACCGUGACAUCAGCAUGGAGAAGCUCUCGUGCUCUGAUUGGCUGAUCAAUAACAGCAUUGCUGAGCUGGUGGCUUCUACGGGACUGCCUGUGAACAUCAGCGAUGUGUGUCAGGACCCACGAUUCGAUGCUGAGGCGGAUCAGGCCUCAGGAUUUCACAUCAGAUCAGUGUUAUGUGUACCCAUCUGGAACCGAACUCAUCAGAUAAUUGGAGUUGCACAAAUUCUGAAUCGCUUGGACAGGAAAACGUUCAACGAUGCAGAUCAGAGACUGUUUGAGGCAUUUGUGAUAUUCUGUGGACUUGGAAUCAACAACACUAUGAUGUACAACCAAGUUAAGAAGACGUGGGCCAAGCAGUCAGUGGCCCUCGACAUGUUGUCCUACCAUGCUACUUGUUCCAAGGUGGAAGUUGACAGACUUAAGGCAGCAAAGAUCCCCCUCAGCAGUGAGUUAGGCAUCGACGAGUUUCACUUCAAUGACUUCUCUUUGGACAACGACGCUAUGAUCACUGCAUCACUGCGCAUGUUUCUGGAACUGGGUGUCGUCCAAAAGUUUAAAAUUGACUAUGAGGUUUUAUGCCGCUGGCUUUUGACUGUGAGGAAGAACUAUCGAACCGUAGCGUAUCACAACUGGAGGCACGCCUUUAACGUGUCGCAGUGCAUGUUCGUCAUGAUCACAACAGCUAGUUUCCGGGACGUCCUCACGGAGGCUGAGAUACUGGCACUGAUGGUGGGCUGUCUAUGUCACGACUUGGACCACCGGGGAACCAACAACGCAUUUCAAGCCAAGACAGGUUCUGCUUUGGCUCUGCUCUACGGGACAUCAGCCACCCUGGAGCAUCAUCACUUCAACCAUGCAGUCAUGAUCCUGCAAAGUGAGGGUCACAAUAUCUUUGCAAACCUCUGCUCAAAAGAGUACAGCAACAUGAUGCAGUUAUUGAAGCAGGCCAUUCUCUCCACGGACCUUACUUUGCAUUUUGAGCGCAGAACCAAGUUCUUUGAGUCUGUUCUGUCUGGGGAAUUCAGCUGGACAGAUGAAGGCCACAGAGAAGUUCUCAGGUCCAUGCUGAUGACGGGGUGCGAUCUGGGAGCAGUCACUCGUCCCUGGAAGAUAUCCAAACAGGUUGCAGAGCUGGUGACGAGUGAAUUCUUUGAACAGGGUGACAGAGAGAGGUCUGAGCUUAAGUUGACCCCCGCGGCCAUAUUUGACCGUAAUCGCAAAGAUGAACUACCUGUCUUACAGCUGGAGUGGAUAGAUGGGAUAUGUAAACCCCUUUAUCAGGCAAUGCUGAAGCUAAACAGGAAGUUGCAGCCGAUGAUUGACGGGAUGGAUGCCAAUCGAAACAAAUGGCAGGAGCUCUGCUCUAACUUUCAGGAAACACGCAGAACCUCAGUGUCCAAUCAGAGUGGUGAAUCCGAUCAGAGUCCUAAGCCCCAUAAAGGCCCAGAUACAAAUCAACACAGAGACUCCACAGAGACUCUGAUGCCUGUGGAAAACACUAAGGUUGGGUUAAAGUCUACGUAAGCAGAGUAAACCAAGGUUAGGUUUCUCAGCAGCAGCUGGUAACAUGAUGCCUACAGGAAAGAAGUAAAGCAAGCUAAGUGUUGAGUAAAGGCUAAUCACAAGGGACUCCCUCAGAACCCUGAGAUUUUCCAACACAUUCAUUACCCUAAACUUUUUUUUACAAAUCUGGGUAUUGGUUUUCCCAAGGUUUGUGUUAAACUCGAGAGCAUUAUUAUUCAUAGUGGUCAAACUCUUUCUUUUUUCAUUUUGUCCUAUCCAUCUACAUAUCCAUCCAUCCAUCCUUCUAUCUAUUUGGCUGCUUUUAAUUACUCAGAUGUAUAAGAUUGAGGGACUACUGUUGAAACCAAAGACGGCAACAUACAACUCUAUUGUUUUGCAAUGGGAACUGCCUCAAUUCCAUAAGCCAAUUAGAGCGCCUUUACAAAACCAAAAGGAAUCACUGUGAUUUCUCUCAAAUAAAAACUCAAAUUGCCAUUUUGAAUAUGGACCGGAGCAUGAUCGUGUUCCUGUAUGUUCCUUAUGGUCUUACCUCGGUUGCAAAGCUUUGUCUGCAUGGCAUUAUUUUCAACGUUCGUUGAUUGACCAGCCACCAGCUGUCUUAUUCUUCUGUGAAUUGCAUGUGUGUCUCAUGGAAACGUUGUGUCUCUAUGUUAAGGAAUUAGAUGGACAAUGUGAGAGGCCAAAAAAGCCAACGAUAAAAUUAAUAAAUACCAACUAAUUCCUGAAAUAGUUAUGACACAGAAUACAAAUUGUUUUGUCAAAUGGGUCAGAGAUUAUUUAACCCAUAAAGGUAUAAUUAAUUUAUUUUUGAUUAUUGAUUAUCAGUAAAUCAUUGAUUAAUUAUCUCUCACCUGAGUGAGACAAACAAAGAACUAUACAUCUAUGGCCCGACCUUAUAUUUGUUUGCGAAAUGUGUUGUUACACAAAUCCGUAAUGAGCAAGCAACAGCAAGGAAAACAACAGACUGUGUAUUGCUGUGGGUAAAAAGGAAAUAUUAUCAUAAGCCUAUGCUUUCGCAUUAUGUACAAGAUAAAAAUGCUUAAAUAAAAGUUUUGAGGUUCUUUUAAAGCAGAAUUUGUAUAUAUACAUUUUUUUGUGUUGUUUCAGAUUCAUCACAAAACAAUGUUUUGUUUUUCUGGGCAGCAUGUCAUUUUGAAACUGCAUGUAUUAUGUUUGAUGUUAAUACUGGACAUUAUCUUGAUGCCUUUUACUGCCCUAUGAGAUUUGCUUCGGAUGAAGUCACCGUAAGGGAUAAACUAAAUAUUGCUACGUAAGAAUAUUAUUGUCACUGCAUUAUUGUUGUUGAUAGCAGAUAACAAUUAAUAUUUUCAAUCACAGAUUAUACCAAAAUUAUACACACAUUUUUACAUAGAUUGGACUCUAUAUUUAUGCAAUAUGUUUAAUUGGCAUUUUCACCUGCUAUUUAUAAAUUGUCCUCUAAAAGGGGCAUAAUUAGACAACAAAGUGCUAGAAGGGAGUGAAUCAAUCAUCUAGUUGUGUGAAUAAAAUGCUUUGGCAUGGCAACUGAUUAUAUGUGGUAAUUUGUGAUUGAUGCAUUUUUUUCAAAUUCCCAUGGCUAUUAUUUAAAAGUGCUUUACAGAUAAUGCUUUACAGAUAAUAUAGAGUCUUAAUAUGAGCAAAACACAACUACUUAUGAAAAGCGGCAGUGGAGUAUUGACUGAGCACAGAAAGAAGACACUCUGCCUCUCUGUAAGUUAUUAUCCGAGCUUCUCCUUGCUCUGUUGACAUAGUCCUCAGCCCAUUUAGUGCAUGUUAGUGCAUGUGAGCAUCACCUAUAAGCCCGGGCAUUGCAUGGAGCUCCUUCUGCACUUUUAGCUGAUAAGACCAUCUCGACGGGCUGCAUCGUCUGGGAAGCCUAUUUCACCACUUGAAGACUAUUGAACUAUCCCUUUAAGAACAGUGAACAAUACCAAUAAAAACAAAUGCUAA